AUGUGUUGUGUGUUGCAGUGUUGUGUUAGUGUGUUGCAGUGUUGUGUUGUGUUGUGUUGGUGUGUUGCAGUGCUGUGUUGUGUGUUGCAGUGUUGUGUUGGUGUGUUGCAGUGUUGUGUUGGGUGUUGCAGUGUUGUGUUGUGUGUUGCAGUGUUGUGUUGGUGUGUUGCAGUGCUGUGUUGUGUGUCGGACGCAGCUGAGCAGCAGCAGCAGCAGGAGCAGCAGCAGCAGCAGCAGGAGCAGCAGCAGCAGCAGCAGCAUCAGAAGCAGCAGCAGCAGCAGCAGCAGCAGCAGCAGCAGAAGCAGCAGCAGCAGCAGCAGCAGCAGCAGCAGCAGCAGCAGCAGCAGCAGCAGCAGCAGCAGCAGCAGCCGGAGCAGCAGCAGCAGCAGCAGGAGCACAUCAGAACCUCUCCGGACCUGCGAGCUCUCGGUGCAGCCUCCGACGCUGUGGGAACCCAAUGUGAGGAUGACAUGUUCUGUAAAGUGGACCAGUACUUCCAACCCACUCUGUACAUUGUGGUGAUCGUGCUCGGGCUGCCCACCAACUGCAUGGCUCUGUGGGCCGCGUACCUGCAGGUGCGGCAGAGGAACGAGCUGGGUGUGUAUCUGAUAAAUCUGUCUGUGGCGGACCUGCUGUACAUCUCCACCCUCCCGCUCUGGAUCGACUACUUCCUGCAGCGCGACGACUGGAUUCACGGCCAGGAGAGCUGCAAACUAUUCGGCUUCAUCUUCUACACCAACAUCUACGUGAGCAUCGCCUUCCUGUGCUGCAUCUCGCUGGACCGCUUCCUGGCUGUGGCCUACCCUUUGCGCUUCGCCAAAGUGCGCCGCGUCAAGACAGCCAUGCUGGUCAGCGCAGUGGUGUGGAUUAUCGAGAUUGUGGCAAACUCUGCUCCGCUGUUCCAUGAUGAGCUGUUCCAGGACCGCUUCAACCACACAUUCUGCUUCGAGAAGUACCCAAUGCAGGACUGGGUGGCAGGCAUGAACUUGUACAGGACGUUUCUGGGCUUCCUGGGCCCUUGGACUGCCAUGCUGGUGGCGUAUCGUGGAAUUCUGGCGGCAGUGCGCUGUAAUGUGUCCACAGAACAGCAGGAGAAGGCAAAGAUUCAGCGUCUGGCUCUGAGCCUCAUCCUCAUUGUGCUGCUGUGCUUUGGACCGUACCAUGCUCUGCUGCUGGUGCGCUCCGUCAUGUUCCUGAGAAGACCAUGUGACUGCAGCUCUGAGGAGAGCCUGUUUGCUGCGUACCAUGUGUCUCUGGCCCUCACCAGUCUGAACUGUGUGGCAGACCCCAUCCUCUACUGCUUUGUAAAUGAGGGAGCGCGCAACGACGUGGGCCGCGCCCUCAUGACUUUACUGUCUGCAGCUUUCCACAGAGGCUCCGCCUCCUCUCCCUCUAACGCUGACAUCAUCACAGGCUCUGUGACCAUAGACACACCUCUGUCCACCAGGAAAUAUGCUUGUGUGUUCACUGAUACUGACAAAAACAACAGCUAUAAGACCGAGCUGGUGGCUUUGAAACAGGAGUGUCUGCAGAUGACCAUCCUCAGAAAAGCACAGGCUAAAACUGCAUCCAUCUCCGAUGGAAACGAACUUCUCGGAAAUGCAUGCGGCUGGUUCCAGGAUGGGGACAUCAUGACUGUCCUCCUGUAG
This is a messenger RNA of Knipowitschia caucasica, 1650 nucleotides long. NCBI's taxonomy places the organism in Eukaryota, Metazoa, Chordata, Actinopteri, Gobiiformes, Gobiidae. The record is from the annotation of a GenBank genome assembly.